AUAGCCUAAGCAAAGGGCGUGCGCACCUCGUCGCUGUCAGUUUGUGAAUGCGCAUGCCCGAUCUCGGAAGGCGAAUGCGGUACAGAAAACAAGGAUUGUAGCUGCCUGGGAGGGAGGCGAGAAGGUAGAUCUAGCUAGCCCUUGAGACUGAAGUCUCGCUUUAGAACGAAAUAAAAUCUUGUUGCGUUCCAUACCAUCGUGUGCGGUGGCUCGGGAUUCGAAACUCGUAAUUAGGAUGCAGGGAAGCUGUAGCCAGUGACUGUGUGCCGGCUGUCGUUGUCCACGCGUCUCUUUUUUUCUCGGGGUCACCGUUUCCAGGAGAAGCGUGAUCUGAGCGGCAGAACCUUCCUGCGCGCCGGAACCAGCGUCCGAUCAGUGAUCUCCUGCCCAGGAGACCGCAGCUGCCGCACGCACGCACGCCCCUUCGCCUCCCCCCUCCCUCCCCAACGUCACCGCCAUGGUGCUCUCACAGAGACAACGAGACGAACUAAAUCGAGCGAUAGCCGAUUACCUCCGUUCCAAUGGCUAUGAAGAGGCAUAUUCAGUUUUCAAGAAGGAGGCGGAAUUAGACAUGAAUGAGGAGUUGGACAAGAAGUAUGCUGGCCUUUUGGAAAAGAAAUGGACUUCAGUCAUCAGAUUACAAAAGAAGGUUAUGGAAUUAGAAUCAAAGUUGAACGAGGCAAAAGAAGAGAUCACUUUAGGAGGACCCAUUGGACAGAAGCGAGACCCCAAAGAAUGGAUCCCCCGCCCCCCGGAGAGGUACGCCCUGAGUGGCCACAGGAGCCCCGUCACCCGGGUCAUCUUCCACCCCGUCUUCAGUGUCAUGGUCUCCGCUUCAGAGGACGCCACAAUAAAGGUGUGGGACUACGAGACGGGAGACUUCGAGCGCACCCUGAAGGGCCACACGGACUCCGUGCAGGACAUCUCUUUCGACCAGACUGGCAAGCUGCUGGCCUCCUGUUCUGCGGACAUGACCAUCAAGCUCUGGGACUUCCAGGGCUUCGAGUGCAUCCGGACCAUGCACGGACACGACCAUAAUGUUUCGUCUGUAGCUAUUAUGCCCAAUGGAGAUCACAUAGUAUCUGCCUCAAGGGAUAAAACCAUUAAGAUGUGGGAGGUAGCCACUGGGUACUGCGUGAAGACGUUCACCGGCCACAGAGAGUGGGUGCGCAUGGUGCGGCCCAACCAGGACGGCACGCUGAUCGCCAGCUCCUCCAACGACCAGACGGUGCGCGUGUGGGUGGUGGCCUCCAAAGAGUGCAAGGCCGAGCUGCGGGAGCAUGAGCACGUGGUGGAGUGCAUCUCCUGGGCGCCCGAGAGCGCACACCCCACCAUCCUGGAGGCCACCGGCUCAGAGACUAAGAAGAGUGGCAAACCUGGACCCUUCCUGCUUUCCGGCUCCAGAGACAAAACCAUCAAGAUGUGGGACGUGAGCAUUGGCAUGUGCCUUAUGACACUGGUGGGGCAUGAUAACUGGGUGCGUGGAAUCCUCUUCCACCCCGGCGGGAAGUUCAUCGUAAGCUGUGCUGACGACAAGACCCUGCGGAUCUGGGACUACAAGAACAAGCGCUGCCAGAAGACCCUGGGUGCCCAUGAGCAUUUUGUUACCUCUCUGGAUUUCCACAAGGCAGCUCCCUAUGUCGUCACUGGGAGUGUAGAUCAAACAGUAAAAGUGUGGGAGUGUCGCUGAUGGUCACCGGCAGGACCCCCACACUGAUCCACCUACCGCCUCUCCCCCCUCCCCACCAAAAGCCCAUUCCACCCUUGCCAACACCCACCCACCUCACCCCACCCUCCAACCCCCUGCUCCAUCUUCUUCUGGAUGCACUCAAAACUUACCAUGGUUAUUACCCAUUGAGCUCUGGUUAAAUAACUAUUGUCCUUUUAUGUAAAUUAUUCUGGAUGUAGAUUCAGCUAUUAAAUGUUACACGAAAAAAAGUAUUCUUGCAUGGUGAAUCCAAAAUUGUAUACUGUAAAUUUACAUAACGUUGUUUAGAAGUACCAUAGGGUUUAACACGGGGCCGAACCUUUCACAUUGGUCCGACCUACCGAAGGCAGACGUCGACUGGGUUUAACGUAGGGCACUAAAACUGAUAAUUUAAUGACAGUGUCGUUCUUAUGUGUCAUUUAUUUUUGUCUGUCUAUUUUUUUAUUUAGAUUUUGUUUUGUUUUUCUUUCUUUUUGAUUUUUUUUUUUCCACUGUCGUAGUCUGUUGGUGCCUAGCUUGGUGACAUUUGAGGGGGGUAAAAAAGACAAUAUAAAAGGAAAAGCUAUAAUCCUUCCGUGGAGAUUUGGUUGUCUGUGGGGCUUGUUCUGAGAAAUUUCUCUGUAGCUUUGUAACAUCACUUCUGAAGUGUGCUUACCAUUUCUCUUCUUGUGGAACUAGAUCAUAUUUUAAUGGCUGCAUCUAAGAAUGUUUUCAAAACCUGUUGUCUGGAAAACCUUUAGGGAUUUAAAAAGCUUUGUGCUCUUGUCAUGACACGUCCUACGGCCUAAAGUCAGUGAAGGAACUUUCACUUUUGAAUACUCGAAGGACACAUUCUUGAACUGGCGUUUGAGUUUGCCAGUUAGGUUGCAGAGUGAGCAGCAUUAUUCGAUUUAUGCUUUUUAUUUUUGUUUGGAUUUUUGUAUUUCCGGCCAUAAGCCACAUUCCCAUAGUGACACCCAUAGCUUUAUCAACCUCUCACAUCUUUAACUGGAGAUUUAUCUUGACACUGUGGUUUCAUUUUUUUUUUUAAGCCACCCCAUCCCACCCCCAAAUCAGAAGCAGCCCAAGCAUCUUAAGGCAUCGUCAUGGCACCCCUCUGAAACGCUCCAAUUGGGUUUGGGGUUUGCUCUUUGUAGGGCUCUCAUGGCAUAGUAGAAGUAUAACUCAAUUAAUGUGAGUAAAUUCAUGCCUCUGUUCCCUCCAUGAAGCACUUAGUUUACCACAGCAAAACAACAAACAAACAAAAUCAUGUAAACCUGUGCUCCAGGCCCUUUUGUUUUUGGUUUGCUGCUCUAGUGGAAAAUUGAAGAUUAGCUCCGCUAAGUUUUAAAAAUACGUCAACCCCUUUCUUUUGUGUGGGAGAGAUGUAGAGCAUGACAAGGAUUCAAAGUUUUCCCUUAUGUGUGUGUUGGGGGAUGUGCAAAAAACGAAGAAGAAAAAAAACGUCUCUUGUAAGCAGGACACAAACUAAAUAAAAAUCUAUAUUGUUAAAAGAAAAUGGAGCGAAAGGAAACCAAUUUCUAUGAUGAAAAUGUAAAGCUUGUUAGUGAGGUGGAAGUUCAGUGCUGUCAUUGGUUAGGUUUACAGGGAUUUAUUUAAAUCAACUUUUGAAAUGAAAGUGAGAUUGGUUCCAAUGCCAGCAGUUGCUGCGCUUUUGCUAAUGCCUGCUCUAUGCAGAGAAGCCCAAUGUGAGGGGCAUCUGCCACUUAAAUUGGCAUAUUCACCAGGUGACCACAGCGGCUCCCUCCCAUUGGCCUGGCGCAACUGAAUCGGUGAGGUUGAGCGUGCUGGAGGCUCGGUGAAAGUCCUUACAGGCAACGCAAUCGACCAGUGGCCGUCCUGUUAGCGGCAACCAUGGAUUCCCACGCUGCUCAGCUUGCAGUCCCCAUAUAUAGGAUCAGUGUAAGAGCAGGCGAUGGGAGCUCCUUUUAAAUAAAUCCCAGCCAACAGUGACCAGCUAUUCCUUUCAUUAACUUGAGAAAUUAUCAACAGGAGUUCAAAAAAAAAAAAGAAAGUCUGACCAGGGCAGCAGACUGACAGAAAUUGAAGAGAAUGAAAAUGGAAAAAUUAAUUAAAAAAGGAAUAGAAGUAAAAAAUCCAGUUAACUUGCACAUCCCUGCUCUGUUUAGAUCUUUGGGUUCACUUCCAACCUGGAGCUCUAAGACAUGUAAAACGUAUUAAUAAAUGCAUAAAACUGAUUUCAUUUUUUUAAUUAGCCCUUUUUCCAUUACAAUGCAAUGACAUAAUAAAAAAAAAAUAUCCUCUGCUUAUCCAACCUGUUAUCUAGCUAAUUUUCCUGUUGUGUGUACCUGCUGAUGCUGCCGCUAAUGAUGACGAUAGAAUCCUAACUCUGGUAGUGACUAGUCCGAGGUCUGCUCCUGUCGACCAACACUGCUGCAUGCAACAGUACUGACGAUCGAGCUGUCUGGGUGAGGGGUGUCUGUGGUGCAGACAAGCGUUGAAUGCUAAAGCGUGUGACAUUCGUCUCUUAUGACUAACCCUCAGGACUCCCUGCUGCUAUGUCAAAGCAGCCUAAUUGACAACUUUAAUUGUUAAAUAAAGAAAUAAAAUAAAUAAAAAAUAUAUAAUGAACAGAAACAAUCUUUCAUCUCUAGUUUAAAGGGGAUGGUUGUGUGUAUGUACAUAGAUGAUCUAAUGCGAUUAGCUAUUUAAUGUCUUCAAACUUAAGACACCCCUACCAGAUAGGUCAGCCAGCAUGAUGAACUGUGGACAGCUUAAUAUGUGGUUGUAGAAAAGACUUGGUCUCUGUGCUGUACAAUGGAGGAUGACUCCUGUUUUUUAUAUAUAUUUUUUUUUCUCCAUUUGUGAUGGGAUUGCGGCAGACUGGAGACCCCCCCAACCCCCCUUCCCUAAGGGAGGUAUCCUCCAACACCACACCACUCCCCCACCCUUACCCAAGGAAACACCGUUGAUGCCUCCUGUAGAACAAUAACCUCCCAUUUUGGGAGAGGAUUGCUUCAGAUUGCGUUAGUCAAAUCAUCUCUUUUUGAUUUUCUUGUUUCUCUUGAGUCCAUAGCCAGGGUAGAGUACUGGGCCCACUGGCCCUUCACACUACCCUGUGACCUACUGGAUGGGAAGAGAGACCUCAAAUACACCAAAGGGUGUAUGUGAAAUGCUUAAGGUGAAAGAUGUGCAAAUGUUUCAUGCUGUAAACUCUCGUACACAUCAAAAACCAAAAAAUGUGGGAAACAUAGGACAUUGCAUUUAGCUAGAUUGCCCUGAUUAUCUUUUUCUCUCUAUUUUCUGUUCUUAUUCACGGUGUCCACAGAUGAUCUCUACAACAACAAAAAGUCAUCCAUCUAAACCUGCUACUCCCUUGCUGUUGGCAGACCUCAGGAUUCUUUCGGCCAUAGGUCUUCACAGACAAACGAAACAAAGUUGGUUAACUUUUGCAAGAAUUUUCUGACUUGCCUCUUGAAAUCAGAUUUCCCUGGUUUAUAUUUUUGGCUGCAGAGGAUGAAACUAGAGGCGUUCUUGAGUUCUGUUGAUGUGCUUUCAACAGGCACCAGGCAGACCCAACAGCCCACAACGCAGGCAUUAGAUCCUGUGCUCCUAUGUGGCCUGGGAGAGGAGAGGGAAAAAAGCUCAUGUUUGCCACUUACAGGUCCCAAGCAAUCCCAAUGCUGCACUUGCUGUCAGGGCUCAUGCACAGACAGGCAGUAGAGAUGCCCAACGCAUCGCUGUCUGUGGGUCUGUCCUCCAGCCUAGAGUCCAUCUGUGUGCUCGGCGCGUGCUUUGUGAAUAGAUUCGAGGGCUUCAGAUUUCACAGCUCUAAUGGGAUUUUUUGCUUUUAUGGUAUCACUGUUCACUCAGCCAAUUGUUAACAAUAUAUCUGGAUGUCAUUGUUUGCAACAUAAUUAAAGAAAAUCUCAAAAUUG
Molecule: messenger RNA, 5607 nt
Organism: Alosa alosa (allis shad)
Lineage: Eukaryota; Metazoa; Chordata; Actinopteri; Clupeiformes; Clupeidae
Gene: pafah1b1a
Product: platelet-activating factor acetylhydrolase 1b, regulatory subunit 1a
Exons: 11
Coding region: 458-1690 (410 amino acids)
Biological process (GO): retrograde axonal transport; germ cell development; brain morphogenesis
Cellular component (GO): microtubule associated complex; nuclear envelope; cytoplasmic microtubule
Molecular function (GO): dynein complex binding; microtubule plus-end binding
Source: RefSeq, a predicted model, not a curated record